Molecule: messenger RNA, 3458 nt
Organism: Eriocheir sinensis (Chinese mitten crab)
Lineage: Eukaryota; Metazoa; Arthropoda; Malacostraca; Decapoda; Varunidae
Gene: SCCRO
Product: DCN1-like protein 1
Exons: 5
Coding region: 140-913 (257 amino acids)
Biological process (GO): protein neddylation; positive regulation of ubiquitin-protein transferase activity
Cellular component (GO): ubiquitin ligase complex
Molecular function (GO): ubiquitin-like protein binding; ubiquitin conjugating enzyme binding; cullin family protein binding
Source: RefSeq, a predicted model, not a curated record
AAGGGAGCAAGGCUGGGGUGAGCAUAUAUGAAUUGAACCCGCCUAAAAAUAAUAAUAGCAAGGCACAAGGCCAUUAUUAUUAUUUUUUCAGCGCAUGCGCAUUGCCUUUGUUUAGUUUCCUCCCUGAUCAGCUGGAGCGAUGCACAAGCUAAAAUCAGCUCAGAAGGAAAAAGUCAAACAGUUUAUAUCCUUCACUCAAGCGGGUGAGAAGACAGCCAUAUAUUGCCUCGCUCAGAAUGACUGGAAACUUGAAUUGGCCUCAGACAACUUCUUCCAGAACCCUGACCUUUAUUAUAGAGAACAGCGGCCGUCAGUCGACAAGAAGAAACUCGAACACCUAUACAACAGAUAUAAAGAUGGAGGGGAACCCAAUAAGAUCCUGGUGGAUGGGGUGAUGCGGCUGUUGGAUGACCUUGACCUACCCCCUGACUCCCGCCUUGUCCUCAUCCUGGCCUGGAAGCUGCGGGCCGCCACACAGUGUGAAUUCACCAGAGAUGAAUUCAUGAAUGGGUUUACAGAACUGGGGUGUGACAGUAUUGACAAACUGAAGGCCAAGCUCCCCACUCUAGAGCAUGAAUUAAGAGAUACUGCAAAGUUCAAAGACUUCUACCAGUUUACUUUUAAUUAUGCAAGGAAUCCUGGGCAAAAAGGGUUGGACCUUGAUAUGGCUUUAGCAUACUGGAACAUCGUCCUUCAGGGGAGGUUCCGUUUACUUAGUUUGUGGUGUCAAUUUUUACAGGAACACCAUAAACGCUCCAUACCGAAAGAUACAUGGAACCUCCUCUUGGACUUUGCCUUGAUGAUCAAUGACGACAUGUCCAACUAUGACGAGGAAGGAGCGUGGCCAGUGUUGAUUGAUGACUUUGUUGAGUAUGCCAGGCCAAUCAUUCGAGGCCAGCCCACUCAAGUUUAGGGUUUGGGCUUUAGUGAAGCUAUGACUCAUUAAUACAGCUCAAGAACUAUGUUGCUUUUUAAACUCUUAAAAAAUUAUACAACCACAUGAUACAUACGCGAGGAUGCAAUUAUCCCAUAGUCCUGUCACUAACGACUGGACCUGUGUUCUAGAAAUGUGGUGUUCAAACUGCUACGGUUAUCAAGAAGCCUGUCAGAAAGAGGGAAAUUUUUCCCAGGAAGUCGACAGAUAUCAGAGAAGUGGUGUUACAUGCAAGAGAAGAAAUACUAACUAUCCACAAGAAAAUAAUAUGCAAUUAGUUAAGUUUUGGCCACAUCAGCUCCAAGGUUUCCACUGGAAGACUCAAGAGUUUGAAAGAUGAGUGUUGCUUUAGUGCUUCAGAAAAAAAAAACAUCCAUCCUAUAGAAUAUCAAUUAAACAUUAUAUACAAGGUAAUCUUUUGAAAAUUUAUGACAAAAAUAGAAAAUGAAACAAGAUACUGUGAGUUUGUCUGUCCUUACAGAUACUGAUAAGCUGUGACAUUUUGAUGAGUGCUAGAAGACAGUGAUUGUAACCUUGAAGCAAGACAGACGGCAUCACUAUCUUGUUGCAGAGGUUUUCAUUUUAAUAAUUUUUAGAAUGAACAAGUCAAAAGUAUGUUAUAAAUGUUAUGAUAGUUUUCCUCCCAUUGGUGUGCAACUUCCCCUUUGGUAACCUUUAACAAUUAAUAUAAAAAUUAAGGCUUCACUUUUGUUUUUAGGGAAUUUUUCAUGUUUUUGUUGUUCAACAUGUAUUGACAAGAACCUUUUUUUAUUACAAAACAGCUUUUGCCAGUAAUUGAAGAUGAAUAAAAAACAAUUGGAUACUCAAUACUGACACUUUUUGUCAACUUUGAUGCUGCCUGACAUCAACUUUCCUUGAGGUUUAGAGAAGGUAGCUAAAGGUGUUGAAUCCUGUCCAAAAUGCCAUUGGUACCCUCCUGUUGAGCCUGCUAAGUAAUGCUUGUUACUCUCACAAAGGACUGAGUGAAGUCAGAGAUUAUGAUGCUAGUUUAAGUUAUCAUAAUGCAUAUUUACAUUUUUUGGUGCACCUUAGUAUGAGUAAUGAAUUCAGUGGUAUAAAGUAUGGAAAACUGACCUUUACAAUUUGAACAAGUAAUAUGAUAUUUCCAUGGAUUUUGUUUCCAGUGAGUUUGUCCCACACCCAGCCAAUGUUGAUAUUGGGCUUGUGAUGAUAUUAAAAUUAUUAAAUUUAAAAGAUGAAUGUGUAGGUUGAUUAUCAUUAUAUAGGGAUCUGACAUGAUAAUUUAUAUUUUAUACAGAAGCACUAAUUUAGUGUACAGUAUUAGAUCAGAUUGUAGUAUUAAAGUUGUAUAACUUUCUUGCUUCAUUAAAUGAAAAAAAAAAAAUAUUAGGCCAACUAUGUUCUCUUUAUGUCCUUUACAGUGUCAUGAUAUUUUUGAGCCAUGUGCUUAAUUAUAUUGUGCAGUUUGAGAGUGCAACACUUUUUAAACCUGCAUGUUGAAAACUGUGAAUAAGUACACGGACAAAUGUGUCUCACCAAGGAAAACUUUACUAUGAGAUGUAGACUUUUCUAUAAAAUUUCUAAGAGUAUGAUCUGGACUUUGUUUCAAACAGCUGAAUCACCUGUUCAGGAUAAGAUAAGUUUAUGGCAUCAAGACUUGUAAACAUACUAGGAUAAAAUAAUCCACCCAUUAUUGAGAUCUCAAGUACAAGUGCCAGAAAGAUCCCUGCCAGAGCACUGGGUUUCCUUGUUAUGAUGGAUUGUUUCUCUUGGUGCAGUAAUCUCUGGCAGACAUUUGUGUGGCUGCUUAGUUACCUGGGUAGUCUUGUUUCCUUGCUUUAUGCACCUAUUUUGUGAAGCAGCUUUUGUUAGAAUGGCAGAAUUUUCAAGAUUUUUUCACCACUUUAGAAAGGAAGUACAAUCUUCUGAAAAAUAGGAACAUAAUCAGUUGAAGAUUUCUUGCAGUGCAACAAGGUGGUCCACUUGUUUCUUCAAUAUCUCAUAAUUUAAAUGAUGCAAUAAAUUUGUCCUGAACCAUAGUUUGACAAUGACUGAAUAUGUCUUGUAUAUUUAAAAAGGUACACAUUGCUAGAGCAUCAGAAAUUAAUAUAAUGGAACUGGUUAAGUGGUUGAAGUGGACAGUGGCAUUAGUACUGAUAUGAAAUGUGACUUUAAGUUUAAGUAAUUGCAUUUUCAAAGCUAACUGCUGAAAGCAGAUGAUGAACCUCCAAUAUUAAUAGAAAUAGUGCAGGAAGUGAAGUAGCUAAUUGUUUGCCCACUUCAUAUUGAAUUGGGAUAUAUUCUUGCAUUACUUUCAUAGUUUGGUGUUUAGAAUUUGUUGUCGGAAUGUCUCCAUUUAAUUUAGGUAAGAAAAUCUGUUGAGAAUAUUUAGUUUGGCUGAAUAAUACUUUUAUAACUAGCAACUCUUUCCUCCAAAUUUUUAUCCCUUGGCACAUUAACAAUUCUCUUUAAGCCUUAACAGGUAAAUACUGACAGUUCUGUAAUACUUUCUACACUUGUAAAUAAAAUUUUGAUUACUGAA